Messenger RNA from Mercenaria mercenaria, 6516 nucleotides. RefSeq lists its product as uncharacterized. The record is from RefSeq and is a predicted model, not a curated record. The transcript has 11 exons. Bases 349 to 2694 code for a protein of 781 amino acids. Lineage: Eukaryota; Metazoa; Mollusca; Bivalvia; Venerida; Veneridae.
UAAACCGUUUGUUUGGCGUUUAUGGCAACGCUCUAACAUAGUAAGUUUUGCAGUGCAGUAAGGAAAUGACUUUAACUUUAAUUCGCUUGAUACAUCAUUCUGGACAAAUACAAAAAUGGAUGUUAUAUCGCUUUUGUUUAACGUUCAAUGUUAGAACAUUUUGAAUACAUUAAUAUAAUUGCCAUCAACAAUCAAUAUUGAAGUUCAUUCAUAUUUUUUUUGAGUGAAGGAUAAUGAUACGGAUGUAUACGUCAACUGUGUUAUUAAUUUGAAAUAUAAAAAUAAUUUUCCGGAUACAAGGUUCCAGAAAUAUACAAGAUAGAAAGUGGAAACUGAACAAGUGUAUAGAUGACAAAUACCAUGAUUCAAGAGGCACAGGAAAAACACACAACUUGUUCGCGUUAUGAAUGGCGUCAAACUAUCCUUCAGGAUGAGAUGCUAUUUGAUGAUCACACAGGAGUAUGUCGGGAAUAUUUUAAAAUGGGUGGUCGGGGUCGCAGAUGUCGGAAAAAGAAUAUAUGUUUGGUGGUGUGCAAUUCAAUCGGGUUGGCAUUAAUUCUUACAGCGGUCUUCAUUCCCAUCAAAAUAAAGGAUGAAAACAGUACUGCAACAGGAAAUCCAUUGUCUACUAGAAAUGAUACUAACACUAGCCGAAAUGCAAAAUUAGAUUUCUCGCAGUCUACUGGUUCUCAAACUACAGAUGGAGCAUCAGAUGUUACACCGUCUUUUCGUGACCCCAGAGCGGGACUUCUGAUUUUAGGCAUAGCAAUAAUGUUCUCGACAUGUGUUUGGUGGAUACAUUCCAAAUCACUUGAAAAAACAAAUUGGAGAAGCAUCAACGGUGAAAUCAUUGAUGACAUGGAAUUAGAAACCAUGACUUCGAGCCGCCCCACGGAAAACCAAUCCACACUUUUUCUUAAAGAAAAUGUAUAUGUCAUAAGUAAAAAAUCAAAUGAUACUGUUGAAAAUGUCGCUGAAGAUAAUACUUUUAUAAUGAAAUCAGCCACAAAUUUUGAUAAUAUCAGUAGUCAGCAGGCCCCAAAUAAACGCUUAAACGAAAAGGAAGAUACACCAAUCCAAGCAAAAACACACAGACAGGCCAGUGACGCUAAUUAUCAGCUAAACUCUACCGCUGCAGAAGAACCCAAUUACACAACGUUAAGAGAAGAUGAAAUUAUCCCGGGGACAGUGGAUGUUCCUAAUGCAAGCACCGAGUCGAAGACGAACCUUAUGAUAUGGUCAGAUGUUAAUAAUAAGCCUAUAUUGGCAGCGGCAAAUCGAUGUAAAGAAACAUUUAGUCACUUGAAAUAUAGGGUUCAAGUUUCAGUUGUUAAACCGUUAAAAUCCGGAGACGAGAAUAAUACUCAAACUGAGCAAAAUAAAGCACAUCAAAAUGAUAACAACAGCCGUCUAGACUGGAACAAGGUGUUUAAAUUUCUUGCUGAAAAUUUGCCACCGACAAAUUACAAACUAUUCUUUGUAAGUUUAUAUGACCACCUACCUCAAGGAAUGGAUAUUGAUACAAGGAUAAGUAAAACAGAAUGCGACUUUAAGUCUGGAGGAACGACAACUCUGAUAUUUGAGCUGUUCAAGUCAUGGAAACAGAUCCUUGGAACUCGAGCGAAGCCAUCUCUGAUUGAAAAUGCUUUGUCUGAGAUGAAUUACAAUGAUGUACGGAAUCGGUUUCAAGAUUAUAUGAGAGAACCUCCUUUGCUGCCUAAAAUUGUCGAGUCAACAAAACCGCCAUACGAGUACCCGCUUACACUUCCGUAUCAAAGACCACAGUUUAACAGACCAAUACCGCAGGAGUCACAAGUACUAGCAUUAUAUGAUACAGUUCAAACACAGUCGUGCCUAGCUUGCAGAACAAAGUUCCAGAUACAGACAUAUGAGGAGAAUAGAAUCGCAUAUGUAUGCCAUAACCAAAACAACCAGUUAAUGUUAGGAAACUCACCAAGCACAUCUGGUCAGAUUGCAUAUAAUAUAUCAAGCUCCUUUAAGAUAGACGAUAAAGUGAAAGGUGAGAAACGUCGCUGGACUGAUACAGAUUCGUCUGAAUCCGAUAGAGAUGGCACAGAGCGCAAGUACAGUAGAACCAAGCAUUCAUCUGUUUUGUUUCAACCAUCCCGUAGAAAAGAGAAGAAAAAAAGGGGCAAACACCCUAAACAAAGUGCAACACUUGUCCCUUGGGAAAAGGUUGAUAAGGCCUUCAUCAUAAAUCUCAUGAAGAGUUAUCUUCCACUCGGAAGCCAAAUGCUGACGGAGGAUCAAUAUAAUGUGUUUAUGUACCACACUGUAUCCAUUAUUACAGCAAAGACCGGUGAGUGUGAAAGUGUCGUUACAUCCCUAAAAAAAGAAGACUUCGAUGAAGCUAAGGAACUGAAAACUAAACGUGGACACGUAAGCUAUACCAUUGAUAGUGAAACAGCUUUACUUAUGCUCGGUCAAGAUGAAUGGGAUUGCCUUAAACUAUAUGCCGUACAUGCUCGAGAAAGUGUUCUGAAAAGACUGAAGACGGAUGAAAGGAAAUUGGCUUGCACGGAAUAUUUGUUCAUUAGCUUUAGUGGUCAAUCGAUUAUUGAACAGAAUGAUGAAGUACAUGAAAUGAGUCAUGUAACUGAAGAGGUCUCUGACUCCAUCGCAGAUACAACACCGGACAACUCUACUUCUACUGACGAAAUGACUGUAAAGUAAAGAUGGAUAGCAUAAAAGUGCAAUCAGAAUUUCUAAGAAAUCUGCGUAGCAAUAAAGACAACUUUAUAUUUAUAGGUUACAAUAUAGAUUAGGCAAACGUUCUACCAUUUUAUUAGUUUUGUAUGGUCCGCGUUGCCUGUUAACAUCUUCCUUUACCCCUGAUUUCUCAGUGAGCUAAAUAUACAUUAAAAGGUUAAACUGACAGCAACAUUAUCUGAUAUGCUGUUACAUACAGUGUUUUCACAGGCUGCGUAACCUUGAGGUAAAAUGUAGCAUUCAUGAAUGAAUUAUAGUUCAGAAUUGCAAACAAAUCUCCUUUCUGUUGUAUGAUACAAAUGUUAUCAUUUGGACUCCUUUAUCAGUGAGCAGUGAAUUUGUGUAUUUCACUGUGAAUUCACCAUAUAUGUUCCAUUCUAAUACUAGUAAUGCCCUUUCAUUUUGCUUAUGCGCAAAAGUUUCAUACUUGAUUAAGUUCAAUUUUUGAUAAUAUUAUUAAACAUGAAAAAUCUAGGUGCAUGCGUCAUUCCUUAUAAGUUAUUUUAGCCAACCAUUAUGAGAAAUAAAGGAAGUAUUCUAUGAGUAUAAAAAGCAUUUGCCUGAUAAGUUCAGAGACGAAAUAAAAUUAUACCCGACUUCUUUUUCACCUUUUUUUCGAAAUGAAGUCAUCUUGUCUUUUUAGAACGAUUACUUUAAUAAGACAUAUCUAUGCAGUGGCUUUAGUAAAUGGGGUUGAACUAGGUACGUGAGACCGCCAUGAAAUGAAGUUUCAAAUACACAGGAAGUCAGAUUACCAAAUUCACAUUAGGCAGCAUAUAUUGAGCAUAUUUUUAAUGUCCUGUUUAAGGCAUUUACCUAGAUUUUUUUCUAAUGAACUUAAAAAUGCUUUUAGAUUUAUUAGUCUCGCCAGCCUCGAUGUUAUCCAAUAAACUUAGAUUUGUUUUUGCAUCUUUACAUCGUUAUAUCGUAGGUCGUGUUUAGAUAUGCGAUUAAUUGUAGUCUUUUUGUUGUUGUUGUUUUUUCUUUCUUCUUUUUUGUAAAUAGAAGCUGAUGCAAAAUAUAUCUUGUUAAGCCCCUGAGUAUUUUGGUGGUGAAUUGGAUCUCGUUCAAUUCCUCAAUGUGAGGUUACAUCCGCUGAUGCAUUAGAAUACUGGAUAUGUCCAUGAAUGAAAUUUGUUUGGUAGUUCACGAGUUAUAUUUUUGAGGAAGAAGCAUUUCAUGGUCUAGAUCUAUAUCUCUGUUAAAAGUUGCUAGUUUGCAUCGAAUAUUUUACAGAGCUAGGUCAUCAUUCGUAUAGUGGAAAUGAAAAUGUGAUUUUUACAUCUGGAACGUCUGAUAAGAUAUAUUUAAUCUUGUAAAUGUGAGUUGACUGGAUAAAUAUUGAAGUGGUCCGCGCAAAAAGGUACCAAUCUCCUUUUUUGUUUUGGUCAAAAUUGAGUUAGGACCUUUGUGGCAUAAAAAAGAACAUUCCCCAACGGAUUAACUCCCCUUAGCAGCGUAUUCUUUUCUUCUUUUUUUUUUUGGAGAGUAGAACAUGGUAUUUCAGGUAUGCAACAUUAGGUCUAACUCCACAAUGAGUUGACAUCAAAGAGUUCAGGGCUUUCAUAGCUGUUUUUGAUAAUAAAAAGAUCACAAGCCUUGUGUAAAUGGACUACAUUUUGUAUAUUAAUAAUUUUAAAAAGCAUCAGGUAUGUGACAUUGAUAUAUUUCAUUGAUAUAUUCAGGUAAAAUGAUGCUCAAAUCAUGGUUUAAAUAUCUAGCAAAAAUGAUCCUAAUUCCAUGGACUUAGAACCUUUGUUGCAUAACUCCAUGGACUAAGAACCCUUUUUACAUACCUCCAUGGACUUAGAACCCUUGUUGCAGAACUCCAUGGACUAAAAACCCUUGUUGCAUAAUUCCAUGGACUUAGAACCCUUUUGCAUAACUCCAUUGACUUAGAACCCUUGUUGCUUAAACAUACUCGACAAAAACAACUUUUUAGUUAAAAAGAAUGAUAUUAAUAUUGCAAAAUACACGGAUCUUAGUACUGUGACUGUUUAAAUAGUAUGCAAUGUAUGGAUGCAGUUAUUUUGGGAAAUAUCACAACCGAAUUUUACAAAAACGCCUUUUUCCAACAUUGUUAUGAAAUGGAGAAAGGUACUUUUUUGCAAGGACCACUUCAAGGUGAUUAGUGUACAUAGCAUACGGGAGUACAUAGCAUACGGGAAUAUGUCUUUUUAAAAGGAAUUCCUAUAGUUUUUUAUGCGCAUCUUUCUGCGCAGCCGACACUUUCUAUGAAAAACUGAACUGAAGUCAACAUUUGUUGAAACAUGUUACAGACAAUCUUAAAUAUGAGGAAUUUUGAAUGAAAUAACAUUUUUGAUAAGUUAUAUCAGUAAUCAAAUGUUGAUACUGGUUUAUGUUGUAUUGACAAGUAUCAUGCCUGACAGGUAUCUUGCUAUUUUUGUGGUUGUGUUUUCACAUCGCAUUUUAGUCCAAAGACAGUGUUGUUCAUAUAAUGUAACAUAAUUGACUUAGUACUGAUAAGACAAUAUCACCUUUCAGAUUAUUUAGUAUUCAAUUAUAGAAAAAAUUAAGAAUUUUUAAAACUUUUUUUAACUUUUAGCAGACAUACAUGUAAUCAAUUUGGCCUGGUUCGCGCCAUUUCCGUCCGAACAGGUGUUGUAUUCUAGCGGUCUUAACAUAAAAUUUAGCCUGGUGACCCAUACAUUUUUAGCCAUUUUUAUGCUCACAAUACAAUUAUCUAUACACAAGAAGAAAAAGAAAAAAUUCUAUGAAAGAGUUUUGUCAAAAUUUAAAAAAAAUAUUCUUCACUAUGGGUAGUUUUCAUUGAAAAAAGUUCACAAAAGUAAAUACGAAACAAUAUUUUUUUUCAUUUGUACCCAUUAUUGUAAGGAUAGAGUAUUACAAAUAUGACUAUGAUAUCAAAUAAGUAUAUAAUAAAAUCUGUAAAAAGAAAAAAACAUAUUGUGCUGCCUGGAUGUAUAUUUUGGUUGGUAUUUAUAAAAAAAAAACAGAAAAUUAUGAAAAUGUUGAAAAACCGCUGACAGUUUCAGCAACAGUGGGUGUGUUCAAAACAAUUUUUCACAAAAACAAGCCUGGUGACCUAUUGUUUUUAUUUGUUCAUUGUUUUCAGCACAAAUUUUCCUAUCAUAUAUGUGAAUUAAAAAAAAUUCUAUGAAAGCAAAAAAACUAUACGAAUUCUCUUUAACUCUGUGCUGUUAUAUUUCUGGUCCUUUUGGAUCAUGACGCACGUUCAAUUUUACUAUAACCAUAAAUUCAGCUUAAGCCUUGUGCUAUGGGCAUGAAGGUUUGCACACUUCAUUACCUCUCUUAACCCUCAACCUUCGGAAUCUAUAUAACGGACUGAUCGAUCGUUUAAUUUGGGCAGUACAGCUUAUUAUUCUGCAUAGCGAACAGCGCAGACCAUGAUCAGCCUGCACGGAUGUGCAAGCUGAUCUUGGUCUGCACUAGUCGCAAGGGCAAAACCACUUCCCGCCAGCAGGCUAAAGGUUAAGCAGAUUGCAAUUAUUUUGACUGAAUGCGUCUCAUGUUUCCAGCUGAUCUUCUGAUAAUUUUUUUUUUCUGCUGAUGUAACAGAAAUGUACACCUGUCUUUUUACGAACUUUAUAGAUAUUCUUGUCGCUUAAUAGCAAUUUUGUUUAUAAAUAAAAUACAAUGUGUUUAACUUUUUUUAUAUGCCACUGAUAUAUACAUCGUAUAAAUGAAAUGUUUUAUGUGCUAUUUAUAAGAAAGAUAUCUUUGUUAAUCAGAAUUAAAUAGCUCCUCAUUAAACUUAUUUUUGUUCACUUAUUGCUGCAUACA